AUGAACGGCUAUCGACAAAUGAAUACAACAUCAAGCAGAAUCUUAACUGAUGUUCCAUGUCGAGUUUGUCAUGAUAAUUCAUCUGGUAAACAUUAUGGAAUAUUUGCAUGCGAUGGAUGUGCAGGAUUUUUUAAACGAUCAAUACGACGAAAUCGCCAAUAUAUAUGUAAAAAUCAUGGUUUAGGCAAUUGUCCUGUCGAUAAAACACAUCGAAAUCAAUGUCGAAGUUGUCGUUUAAGACGUUGUUUAGAAUCUGGAAUGAAUAAAGAAGCUGUUCAACAUGAACGUGGUCCAAGAAAUUCAACAAUAAGAAAACAAAUGGCUUUAUUACUCAAAGAAUCCAAUGAUAUAAUGAAUGCGUAUCAUUUUCAUCGGUAUCAAUCAAUGUCUCUUCAACAACAAUCAACACCCAAAUACCCAACUAUUGAUCAUCAUGAAACAGCUGCUAAAAUCUUAUUCAAUGCUAUUAAUUGGACUAAAACUGUUCCCGCAUUUACAUCAUUAUCCAGCCGUGAUCAAUAUUGUUUACUUGAAGAAAGUUGGCGUGAUUUAUUUAUUCUAACUGCUAUUGAACAACAAUUUACAAUCAAUAUAAAUGAUUUGAUUUAUUCGAAUACAAAAUAUGAAAUAUAUAAAUCUGAUAUUGAAAAUUUUCAAGAAAUAUUAAAUAAAUUUAAACAUAUGAAAAUUGAUUCGAAUGAAUUAAUUUGUGUAAAAAAUUUAGUUUUAUUCAAAACAUAUUUAAAUACUUGUCAAACAAUGAUUAAUUCAAAAUUAAAUGAUAUACAUAAAAUAAAUUAUUUACAAAAUCAAGCACAUAUUCUAUUAAAUACAUAUAUUAAUAAACAAUAUCCAUUAGAAGAAAAUCGUUUUAUAAAACUUAUUACAUUAUUAUCAUCAUUUCGUUUAGUUUCAUCAACAAUGAUUGAAGAAAUUUUUUUUCGUAAAACUAUUGGAGAUAAAACUCAUAUGGAACAACUUGUCAAAGAUAUGUAUACAAUGGUUGUCAAUUCAUAA
This is a messenger RNA of Adineta steineri, 1017 nucleotides long. The record is from the annotation of a GenBank genome assembly. Lineage: Eukaryota; Metazoa; Rotifera; Eurotatoria; Adinetida; Adinetidae.